Thlaspi arvense is the source of this 2016-nucleotide messenger RNA. The record is from the annotation of a GenBank genome assembly. Lineage: Eukaryota; Viridiplantae; Streptophyta; Magnoliopsida; Brassicales; Brassicaceae.
AUGUUUAGAUCGUCACCUAGAAGAGGACAGAGAUCAAAAGGCUUCAAGGUGAAGCAUUGUAUACAAUUGACUCUGUUACUUGGUGUUGGGAUAUGGUUGCUUUAUCAAGUGAAGCAUUCUCAUGAGAAGAAGGCUCAGUUUGAGGAAAGUGCAAAGCUUGUUGGAGAGAAAGUGAUGAGACUCGGUAGGAAAGAUCUUAAUCCCAAAAUCGAGGAAGAAGCUGAGGUUGAAGGGAAGAGGAACGUGGAGGAUAGUUUCAAUGGUGUAGGAGAUUCGGGGAUUGAGAAAGAGAAUGAGAUUGGAGAGGUUGUAGAGGAGAAUAAGGAGAUUGAGAGUGAGAGAACGGAUUCAAACAGUGAAGAAACCGAGGUUGAGGCGAAGAAAGACACAGAAGAGGUUGAGGUUGAGGAGAAGAAAGACAAUGGUGGUAGUACUGAAGAGAGUGAGGUUGAGGAGAAGAAAGAGAAUGGUGGUGGAGAAGAGAGUGAGGUUGAGGAGAAGAAAGAAGAAAAUGGCGGUAGCACGGAAGAGAGUGAGAGCGAGGAGAAGAAAGAGAAUGGCGGUAGUACGGAAGAGAGUGAGAGUGAGGAGAAGAAAGACAAUGGCGGUACGGAAGAGAGCGAGGAGAGUAAAGAGAAGACGAAUAGCGCAGAAGCAAGAGAGAACAAUUACAAAGGAGAUGAUGCUUCUAGUGAGGUAGUCCAUGAGACGGAGGAAAAGACUGAGAACGUUGUUGAGAAGGUGGAGGAAGUGGAAGAAGACAAGUCGGAUCGAAAGACGGAAGAAGCGGAUGAUUCUGUAAUCAAGAGCGUUGUGUCUGAUAAUGGGGAAAGCAGCAGCGAUGAGAAGACUGGUUCUUCGUCCUCUGAUUCGUCGAGUGAGAUAAAAUCUGAGGGUGAGUCUAUGGAGAAGAAUGAGAAGGUGGAGAAGGAAGGGUUCAAUGAUUCUAAUGGCGACUUGACUACUGAGUCUAACAAGUCAUCGUCCAAUGCAACAGAGACUACAGAGUCUUCUGGAAAAGAUGAGUCAGAGUCUAGUGAAAAGACAGAGGAGAAAGAGAACGAAACAGAGAAAAUUGAGAAAAUUGAGAAAGAAGAAGAGACUUCGUCUCAAGAAGAAAGUAAAGAGAAAGAAUCUGAGGAGAAGGAGAAAGAAGAGUCAUCGUCUCAAGAGGAAACUAAAGACAAAGAAACUGAGGGAAAGGAGAAAGAAGAGUCUUCGUCUCAAGAGGAGACUAAAGACAAAGAAGGCGAGACAAAGGAGCAAGAAGAGUCUUCCUCCCAAGAGAAGAACGAAGAAAAAGCAACCGAGAAAAUUGAGAAAGAAGAGUCUUCUUCUCAAGACGAGACUCAAGAAAAAGAAACAGAGAAAAUUGAGAAAGAAGAGUCUUCUUCUCAAGAGGAAAACGAAGUCAAGGAAACAGAGAAGAUUGAGAAAGAAGAAGAGUCUUCGUCACAGGAGAAGAACGAUGACAAAGAAACCGAGACAAAGGAGAAAGAGGAAGAGUCUUCUUCUUCCCAAGAGGAUACUAAAGACAAAGAAACCGAGACAAAGGAGAAGAAAGAGGAAGAGUCUUCUUCUUACCAAGAGGAUACUAAAGACAAAGAAACCGAGACAAAGGAGAAAGAAGAAGAGUCUUCAUCCCAAGAGAAGAAUGAAGACAAGGAAACAGAGAAAAUUGAGAAAGAAGAGUCUUCAUCCAACGAUUCACAGGGAAAUGAAAGUAGUGAGGCUGAGAAGAAGGAAGAGGUUGAAGAAAAGAAGACUUAUGAAGACACAACAAGUGUAUCUACUGAUACUGAACAAAAGAAACCAGAGGAUACUUCAGAAACAGAGCCAGAGAAAGAGGAAAGCAACAAGAAUGGUGAGACAGAGGUGACACAGAACGAUCAAGAACAGUCUGAUUCUUCUUCUGACAAUAACCUUCCUCAAGAAGUAAAAGAUGUUCGUACUGAUCUUGAUACUUUGCCGGAUUCUGGCAAUGGAGGAACCAGUGAGAGCGUUGCAGCUGAGUAA